AUGCUCUUCGCUUCCGCCAGCCUCAAUUGUACCGAAGAACAGCUCGCCUUUGUGGAGGGCUCCAGGCUCCGACAGAUGCUGCGAGGGGUGAAUGCCAUCGCCCAAUCUGAGCCCGUGGCAUUGGCCUUUGAAAGUCUUUACGAAGACCUGGCACCUGUGCGCUUUGCUUGCGACGUGCUCUAUUGGCGUCUGGAGCGGCCUUUGGCGGAUGCAGCUAGUCAUUCUUCUGUGCUGUUGGAGGCCAGAAGCAGCGAGGAUUUGGCUGCUGCGAGAGAGCUCUUUGAAGUUUUGGAUAAAGACACUCGAAAAGAGCCAGACUGA
This is a messenger RNA of Durusdinium trenchii, 321 nucleotides long. Lineage: Eukaryota; Dinophyceae; Suessiales; Symbiodiniaceae. The record is from the annotation of a GenBank genome assembly.